AUGGCGAGUGACUGGCUUGUACUGAAUGUAGACAAUGCUGAUUGUGUAACUAGCUUGAAUUGUUCCGUUUGCAAAACCUACGCCGACCGUUUAAAAGGCAUGAAAAAUUUUUCCAUUGCUUGGGCAUUUACAGGUUCGACAAACCUCCGGUUAAGCAAUGCGGAAGACCAUGCACGCGGAGAACCUCAUAAGAAAGCAAUGGACCUGUAUCUAAGUGAGAAAGGACUAAAUGCCAUGGACAGAGAAGUGAUUCAGUUUAUGGAAAAAAGUAUUCCCGGACAACAAAACAUUGCCCUUGGUAUUGCCAACAUGCAAGCCAAUGAUUUUGCUAAGACAAAAAAAAAAUUCGAAGUUGCAUACUUCAUUGCAAAAGAAGAACUUCCAUUGAAAAAGUUUCCCAAACUUUUAAAGCUAGAAGAAAAGCAUGGCGUUGAGAUCGGCAACUCCUAUCGCAGCGAUAAGAGCUGUAACAUUUUUAUUAAUCACAUAGCCCAGGAUUUUGGAAAAAAACUUCAGGAGAAAUUACUCAAUGUAAAAUUUUUCAGUGUCUUGUCAGAUGGCUCAGAGGACGCGUCUACAACUGAAAAGGAAGCCAUAUUUGUGCAGCAUUUAGACAAAAAACCUCCAGGUCGAGAUACAGUUCAAGUAGUUACAUCAUUCCUUAACUUGGCGGAUUUAAAACACGGUAAUGCCGCUGGGAUUUUAGACGCUAUAAGAAGCAGUUUUAAGAACAUAGACAUCGAUGAUGAAACCUUCAAUAAGAAGUUAAUAGGGUUCGCUGCUGACGGUGCUAGCGUAAACCGAGGGGAUAAGAAUGGAGUCAUCAGCAUCCUCAAAAAUAGCCAUCCGUGGGCGAUUUAUGUCUGGUGUGUCGCUCAUAGACUAGAGCUUGCUCUCAAAGAUGCGCUACAGGGUACGUCUUUUGAUGACGUCGAUCAAGUGCUGUUGCGUCUCUAUUACCUCUACGAAAAUUCCUCCAAGAAAUUGAGACAGUUGCGUGAGUUACAUGGCAUUUAUCGCGAGACAUUUGAAUUUGAAGAAGGAGGGGUACGACCAAAACGAGCAUCUGGUAAGUUUAUUCAUGGUUUCAUUAUUUAUUUCCUUUGGAAUAAACUUCUAAUAUUUACUUCCUUUGAUAUAAACUUCUUAUAUACGCGUAUUCACAGGGACACGCUGGAUAACGCAGCAUCUUCAAAACAUGCAGCAUCUAACAUGCAGCAUCUUCAAAACAUGUCAGAAGAUACGUCCUUCAAAGCUGCUGAUCGCCAGAAAUUCAAAGGGUGGUUAAAUAAGUGGCAGUAUGCACGAAUACCGCUCCUGGCAUGUCUCUUCAUCGAAAUCCUCAGCCCUGCAAAGGUGUUGUCACUAGCAUUCCAAGAUGAAGAUAUUGAUACAGUUGCCUCACUGUCACGACUGGAAAAAGCUAAAAAGCAGUUUAUACGCAUCAAGAAGAAAGAAUUUGAAGAUCUUCCGACCGUUUCACGCUUUCUUGACAAAGUCGAAGAGUCAAAUGAAGCAUUUUUGUACCAAAAUGUUGUUCUGAAGUCCUUUGAAGAUGCAAAGGAGUCUGCAGGAAAAUUGAAGAAUAUAUUAUUGGCCAAAGUCAAGCAAGCCGUGGAAGCAAGGUUGGAGGUUGCAGAGAAUAGACUGGUCAUCUUUGCUUGUACCGUUCUAAAUACUGAAGGGUGGGAAAGAAUGGAUGAAGAGGGCAAAAAGGAUCUUCUAUUCGCAGAUGAAUGCGUGGCAGAACUCUAUACCCACUUCCAGAAACCCCUUUCAAAUGCUGGCUUAGAUGGGUCCUUGAGUGAUUUGCUGGAGCAGUGGCACAGUGUAAUCGAAUACACAACACGCUAUCUCAGCCCCUCGACAGCACCUUACCUACGUGUAUGGAGACGAAUCUUUGAUUCAAGUCGGAGCGAAGAAGAAAGUGCAGAGUCCGAGGAAGAAGAGGAGGGUUUGAUCACCAAGUUCACCAAUCCGAGAUAG
Messenger RNA from Dendronephthya gigantea, 1986 nucleotides. RefSeq lists its product as uncharacterized. NCBI's taxonomy places the organism in Eukaryota, Metazoa, Cnidaria, Anthozoa, Malacalcyonacea, Nephtheidae. The record is from RefSeq and is a predicted model, not a curated record. The transcript is spliced from 2 exons. The coding region runs from base 1 to 1986 and encodes 661 amino acids.